AUGACAGAUGCUCUGUCAGAUGCUAGUGAUCUCAGAGGAGGAGAGGAGAGUCAAGAGGAUGUGAACCCAACAGAGCUCAUGACAAAACUGGAGGAGGCUUGGAUGAAUGAGAAUUUUUCUCCAGAACUGCUGGAGAACAAAUCAGAGCUGGUGGAGUGUGUGAUGGAGCAGCUCACACACAUAGAGGAAAAUCUCCAGAGGGUGAGGAAAGGUGACGUGAAGGUCAUUGUUCACCGCAUGGAGAUCGAUCGUAUCCACUUUGUUCUUGGCAGCUAUUUUCGCUCAAGACUCCUGAAGAUAGAGAAGUUUUUCCCUCAUGUUUUGGAAAAGGAAAAGUCAAGUGCUGACGAUCCUUCGUUUUUGUCACCUGGGGAGUUUGCCUUCGCUUAAGAGUAUUUGGCCAACAUAGAGGUGUACCUUCGAGCUGUGGCUCUGAAUUCCAUUGACAUGAUGAAGGCUGUUCCUGAGUCAUGUUUGGACUUGUUUGUGUUCAUGAGGGUGAAGGAGAGGCGGGACAACAUCCUUGUGGAACCUGAGACCGAUGUGCAAAGGGAGUAUGUUGUGGACUUGGACAAAGGUUCUCAGCAUCUAAUGCAUUAUUGCACUAUGGCCAACGGUGCAGUGCAAUUUAUUUAG
Messenger RNA from Xyrauchen texanus (razorback sucker), 636 nucleotides. It is a transcript of the gene gins4, whose product is annotated as GINS complex subunit 4 (Sld5 homolog). Gene Ontology annotation, biological process: double-strand break repair via break-induced replication; DNA-templated DNA replication. Gene Ontology annotation, cellular component: GINS complex. NCBI's taxonomy places the organism in Eukaryota, Metazoa, Chordata, Actinopteri, Cypriniformes, Catostomidae. The record is from RefSeq and is a predicted model, not a curated record.